AUCCCCAAACGCUUUUAAGAUGUUCUUUUGUAACUAGGUCUAUGAGUCACGUGAAUAAGUUCAUUUCAUGUCAAGAUGACUCAGCCAGUGACUCACGUGCAGCCUUUCCACCAAGCGCAAACUCAAAAAAUGUUAGCCAGACUCGUCCCCCUCUUCUCAUUGGCUACCCCACCAGCGCACAAUUCGUGAUUCACGACAAGCGGCGACGACCUUAAGAACUGCUUGGAGAACCGCUAUCCUCGACAACAACUUCCAUACGUCCUCCAUCAGCGUCCAACAUGAGACCUAUUCUUCUUCAAGGACACGAGCGUGCGCUCACCCAAAUCAAAUAUAACCGCGACGGUGAUAUAAUCUUCUCGACCGCCAAGGAUCAGCACAUCUGCGCGUGGUACGCACACAACGGCGAGCGCCUCGGCAGCUAUCACGGCCACCAAGGAGCCCUCUGGACCAUCGAUGUCGACCCCACCAGCACUCUUCUCGCCUCUGGCGCGGCCGAUAACACGGUCAGGCUAUGGAAUGUCAAGACUGGCAAGUGCUUGAAGACCUGGGACUUCAACACUGCUGUCAAGCGUGUAGAGUUCUCCGAGGAUGGAUCACAAUUACUCGCCGUCACCGAGAUGCGCAUGGGUUUCCUAGGCACCAUCGUCGUCCUGGAUAUCAACCUGGAUGUUAACGCGGAGCAGCGCGACGAGAAGGCGAUGACCAUCACAUGUGAGGAAAGCAAGGCUACGGUUGCUGGAUGGAGCUUCCUGUCGAAGUACAUCAUCGCAGGACACGAAGACGGAACCGUUUCGCAAUACGAUGCGAAGACUGGCGAACAACUGGACAAUGUGCAGGUGCACGAGCCAGAUGCACAGGUCACCGAUCUGCAAUGGGCCCCUGACCGGACGUACUUCAUCACCGCGUCAAAAGACAAGACUGCCAAGAUCGUCGAUGCCACCAACCUCCAAGUCAUGAAGACCUUUGUCGCCGAUACCCCCCUUAACUCCGCCUCCAUCACCCCCAAGAAAGACUUCGUCAUCCUCGGUGGCGGCCAGGCUGCCAUGGACGUCACCACCACCUCGACACGCCAAGGUAAAUUCGAGGCUCGCUUCUACCACAAGGUGUUCGAGGAGGAGAUUGGCCGCGUGCGUGGCCACUUCGGCCCGCUCAACACGGUCGCCGUCGACCCGAACGGAAAGGGUUAUGCGUCGGGCGGUGAGGACGGGUACGUGCGUGUGCACCAGUUUGACAAGGCCUACUUUGACUUCACGUACGAGGUUGAGAGACAGCAGAAGCAACAGAUUGGUGCUUGAAGGGUUGGGAUGAAUGACAUGGGUGGGCCUGGGUUGGAGAGAGUAGGGUUGCAUCGGCGGGCGUUUAAUAAGUGCUUGGGGCUACACUGUGGUUAGGAUUCCUCAGCUAGACAUGAAGGGCUGUUUCAAAAUGUGUGUGGAGAGUUGCUGUGUGACGAUGAGUGACCGCUAGAGUUGGAAAUCUGUCUCGGGGCGUCGUGCCAAUGAUGUGAAGAUAGUAGGAGAUGCAGCCGUUUGACACGUGUGGGUGUCUAGGUUAAAUGCACCAACCCUCGCUUGGAUACUCCGUAUAUUAUGAGGGCAAAAGAUUUGUGUAAAUCGUGGAAAUGUUCAGUCACGUGACAUGCACUGUUUGACAGG
Messenger RNA from Pseudogymnoascus destructans, 1655 nucleotides. It is a transcript of the gene TIF34, whose product is annotated as translation initiation factor eIF3 subunit. Gene Ontology annotation, cellular component: cytoplasm; eukaryotic translation initiation factor 3 complex, eIF3m. The record is from RefSeq and is a predicted model, not a curated record. Gene Ontology annotation, biological process: cytoplasmic translational initiation. Gene Ontology annotation, molecular function: translation initiation factor activity; RNA binding; protein binding. The coding region runs from base 279 to 1295 and encodes 338 amino acids. The transcript is spliced from 5 exons. Lineage: Eukaryota; Fungi; Ascomycota; Leotiomycetes; Thelebolales; Thelebolaceae.